GAUUGUUUUGAGCUGGCUGCUUUUUAGUUCAGUACUCUAUUCAAAUGUUUUCAUUUGCUGGAACUACAAUUGGUAAAUAUGUCAAUUUCAACUUCUAAUUUGUAACCUAAAAAGUUGUUAUGUUGUGAAGAGAAUGAGGGAGGUGCUGGACUUAUUACUAACAUGAUGACUCAAUCCGAAGUGUAUGCUUCAGAAUCUCUGUUUUAAGUGCCAAACAAAUGAGUCUGUGUGUGAGUGUUUCCUUCUAUUUGGGAAGAGAAGUGGGCGGGGGUAGGUAAAUAUCACUAGAAUGCUUAUAGUGCUUCUCAUUCAUUUAAUUGUUUUAUGCCCGCAUGGACAUGGCUGUAUCUAAGAAAUCUUUUCUUCCAGUCUCUCGUAAAGAGGAAGUCGACUCUCCAGAUAGUUGCUGCAUUGAUCCAAUUGACCUGAAUAAGUUCUUUGAAGAUGAUGGCAAGAUUUAUGGUUAUAAGGGCUUGAAGAUAACUGUUUGGCUCAGUAGCAUAAGUUUUCAUGCAUAUGCUGAUAUUGUUUUUGAGAGCACCUCUGAUGUAAGUAUUCUUUUCUCUUUUGGUAGUUAAAAAAAUCGCCACAGAAACUGUAGUGAAGGUGUAUUACACCUCUAGUGUAUCAAGGCUGAGCCUUCAGAUAUAACUUUUAGAGGGUGUGUGAUUCUUACUGUUGAUAUUGUGACAAAAAAGAGCAUUUCUGCUCAAAGACGAUCACUAUAGAAGGAUGUUCCCAGUUGCUCGUUCACUUUUAUUUUUAGUCUGCUUUGUGGUGUUUUGUUCUUAAAACUAUAUUUUAUUGUUAGUGGCAUUUAAACUGAAUAGAUUUUGCCUUAUUUGUCAAGUUUAACUGCACAAUGAUCGAAUGUUUAUGUACCUUGGUGAGUAAACUCAUUUUUUUUCAUCUAAUGUUCUUACUUUGUUUAUUAUGUUUUUCAAGGGAGGCAAGGGUAUCACAGAUCUCAAAUCUGCUCUUAAGAAUAUGUUUGCUGAAAACCUUGUUGAGAAAAAAGAGGAAUUUCUAAACACAUUUUCCAGUGAGCGCCUGUAUAUUAAAUCUGUUAUAUCAUCUGGGGUGGCAUUAGAACAGCCAACUGCUAAUGGACGUAGCAGUGAUUCUAGCAAAAAUUCAAAAGGAGAGGCUUCUGACUUUGAGGUAUUCAAAGUUGCUGGUGAACCAGUUGGGCACCUUUACAGUCGAUUAGUGCCUCUUGUCCUUCUCCUCAUCGAUGGUAGCAAUCCUAUUGACAUCAAUGAUCCCAGAUGGGAAAUCUAUAUGGUGGUUCGGAAGACAGCAGAUCUCCAGGAGGAUAUUGGUAUUAAUAUGAUUGGAUUUGCCGCAGUUUAUCGCUUUCAUCGAUAUCCAGAUAGCCAACGCUUGCGACUUGGACAGAUAUUAGUACUACCUCCAUACCAGGGGAAAGGUUAUGGUGGUAGCCUUCUGAAGGUCCUCAACAAUGUUGCAGUGUCAGAAGAUGUUUAUGACCUGACUGUUGAAGAGCCAGAAGAUUCCCUUCAACAUGUUCGCACAAAGAUUGAUUUGCAACGUCUGCUUGUUUUCAGUCCAAUACAGAAUGCACUUAGUGCGGUCGUGUCACGUAUAAAAUCUGAAAAUCCUUCAAAGAGGAGUGAGCCCUGCCAAUAUGGCCCACCCCGGAGUGCUGUUGAAGAUGUCAGGAAGAGCUUGAAGAUUAAUAAAAGACAGUUCCUGCAGUGUUGGGAGAUUCUCCUCUAUCUUGGACUAGAUCCCAUUGACAAGUACAUGGAGUCUUACCGUGCAAUUGUUACAGCUAGAAUAAAGACAGAUAUCAUAGGAAAGGAUUCUGAAGUUGUUGGGAAGCGGAUUAUUGACGUUCCUACUGAAUUUGAUCAAGAAACAUCAUUUGCUAUGUUCAAGUCACAGAAUGGCAAUGUUACAGGGAGCGAGAGUGACGGAGCUAAGAGUAACCAAGAGGAAUCUCUUCGGCAACUAGUUGAUGAAAGGAUGAAAGAGAUCAAAUUGAUUGCUGAGAAGGUAUCCAUGUCGACGAGAUGAGGAACAGCUUCACCAGUUAUCCACUAUUUUCAUCCCUUCCUGUUGCCCCUGACUACUUAUAGUCCCAUUAUUGAUCAUACCGUUCAUUGUAGGAGCAUCUUUUGCUGCUCUGCUGCUUCAGAUUAAUGACCAUCUCUUCUUUACCCUUAGAAUGACAUUUUUUUACUAAUAUUUGGCUGUAAUUAUCUCCUCUUACAUUUCCGCUUUCCCAUUUCUAAAAUGGAGCGUACACUUAUAAUCAAUGUUAUUUUAGAGAGUUGUGUUUUCA
Messenger RNA from Oldenlandia corymbosa var. corymbosa, 2308 nucleotides. NCBI's taxonomy places the organism in Eukaryota, Viridiplantae, Streptophyta, Magnoliopsida, Gentianales, Rubiaceae. The record is from the annotation of a GenBank genome assembly.